CAGCAGCAGCAGCAGCCCGGACGAACGGACGGAGUGCGCAAGGCAUGCCCGCCUUGAAGCGCCUGCUGAGAGCCAGGCUGGGUAGGCGCUGCUCCGCCGCCUUCUGCCUCUUCUGGGCGGCGUGCGGGGCGGCAGGGGGCGUCUUCUUCUUCUUAGCGCACGGCGGCGUCCUCCUCUCCGGGCGCUGCACCGACGAGCAGAGCCACAGGAUCCUGGCCAGGCUGUGCCUUGACUAUAGAAAAGGAGCCUUGACAGGAGACCUUUGCGAAGACUUGUGUGUGGCACAGAAGUUGAUAUACAAGCGCUGCCUUUAUUACGACAGAGGUAAGAAGGUCAUCCAAGCUGACUGGAGAGGCCGCCCAGUGAUCCUGAAAUCCAAAAAUGGAAUCUUCUCUAGCUACCACCACCUUGGCUUUCUGGAGGAAAUGGAACCGCAGGGUAUUCCAGAUGCAGAGCUCCUCCUGAUGGUCGCGUUGGAGAUCAAGAAUGUUCUGGGUCUAGAACUUCCUAAUAACACUGUGGUGCCUUUGUGGACGAAGGGGAGGGGCCCACACUGGAAAGCACAGCUGGCUAGCAUGUGGUCCCUACUCCAACAAGAAGAAUAUAUUUACUUCAGUGUGCUGCAAGACUUCAGUAAACAUGUCCUAAGGGUCAUUGGCUCCUGUGGCCACUUCUAUGCUGUGGAGUAUCUGACCGCUGGGCAUACCUGGCAAAAAACUCUCUUUUCUGUGGAAGAUGCGGUCGGCGUUUCCUUUUCUGGGAUUAAAAGCAAGGCUAAGGCCAUCACCGAAAUUGCCAUAAGCUUCCUGGAUAUGGUAAAGCAUUUUGACAAUGACUUUUCUCACCGGCUUCAUCUCUGUGACAUCAAGCCGGAAAACUUCGCCAUCCGAAGUGACCUGACGGUGGUGGCUAUUGACGUAGACAUGGCUUUCUUUGAACCGAAAAUGAGAGACAUCCUUGAGCAGAACUGCACAGGCGAUGAAGACUGUAAUUUUUUUGAUUGCUUUUCAAAGUGUGACCUGAGGAGCAGAAAAUGUGGAGCAGAGAGAGCCAAUAACAACCUCCAAGUCAUCUGUGAAAAAAUAUUCCGGCCCUGGUUUUCUCUCAGCUUCAUGGGAUCUGCCGUCUCCUUUCCCCUACAGCUGCAGUUACAGAAGGCGGUGCAGGAUUGUGCAGAAGCCAGCACCAAGGACAUUGGCCAUCAUCAGAGCCAUUCUUCACAUUUUCUUUCUGAGUUAUACCAUUUGCUUCAAGCCAGUCAAAAGGAACUUCAGAAAUCCGGUAGCUACCCUCAUCAAAUUCACCAAUGAUUACUAUUCAGGGAAGAAGGACUUUCUGUUUUUCUUCUUCCAUUCAAUAGAAUUAAUUUCCACUUAAUGACUUCUGACUGUGCUUUUCAAAACUGUGAUUUGAAGAGCUAGCGUGUUUAUUAUUAAUACUCUUUGAAAUGCAAAAACAUUUUUUAUUGGACUCUGUUUUUGUUUCAUUCCUGAACCCAUGCUGCUUCUCCCCUGCUGUUAUUUUGCAUUAUAUUGUUUAUCCAAAAAGCAGCAGCACCCGUCCAAACUAAUGUCUGACCCAAGGGUGGAACAACAUUUAAAUUUCAGAUGUGUUUUGGAGAUGGAGGAGGGGGGGAGAACAGCUUUGCAAGAUUAAUUCUAGUUUGAAAGUAAAGAGCUGGGGUGGUCAGCUAAUUAAUGUUUUAUUCAAUAGAGAUUGUGUAGACUAAGAUCUUUGUUAGCAAGAAAGGGAAUAGAUAUUGGAACGAAGGAUAGUUUUCUCGCUGCCUGCCACCCAUCGCCAUUUAAGUCAAAACAGACUAAUAAUGUUAGUGGUUACAAUAAAACUGUUUUGCCCAUUGA
Molecule: messenger RNA, 1862 nt
Organism: Lacerta agilis (Sand lizard)
Lineage: Eukaryota; Metazoa; Chordata; Lepidosauria; Squamata; Lacertidae
Gene: DIPK1C
Product: divergent protein kinase domain 1C
Exons: 4
Coding region: 45-1310 (421 amino acids)
Source: RefSeq, a predicted model, not a curated record